AUGCCCGAGCAUAGUAUUCUCUUGGGUCAUCUCAUGGCGGCCAAGACUGCUACUGACGAGCUUCCGCCGGGUGCGCACAGCACUUAUAUUCUUGAUCGAAUAGCUAGGAAGCUAGAUGGAGGAAAUGGACCCCCAGCAUAUUAUUUUGACAGUUAUCCUGUGAGCGUUCCUAUGCUUAUGGUAAGAGACCCUUAUAUCGCCAACCAAGCGACCAAUCAUCCUUGGGUAUCGGCCGAAAAGCCUUUUACACUUACAGAAUGGUUUGCACCUAUCUCAGGAAAAGGAGGCAUCAACCUAUUUACUCAAAAUGGUCAAGAAUGGAAACAUGACCACGAUCUAUUCCUACCCUUCUUCAACAAUAGCAACCUCGAUGCUACUCUGCCUGUGGUUAUUGAGCAGAUGCUCGUUUUCCGCGAACUUCUCCGGGAGGAAGCCCGGAAAGGAGAUCUGUUUCGUCUUGAACCGUUGGCGUUAUCGCUUAUGAACGAUAUUAUUGGGCUCGUAGUGUUUAACGCUGAGCUAGGCAAUCAGACAUCCGGUUCUCACCCUCUUUCGAAGACUAUGCUCCGCCAACUGGGAUUGAAGUUUGGUGCGAACAAUGUUAUGGAUAACAUCGGUCAGCUUAAUCCAUUCAGGAUCUUCAGCAUCUGGAAUAAUAGUCGUAUCUUGAACCAGCACAUUCGCACUCAAAUUGCAAAGCGGGUUAACGCAUUUCGCAAUGCUAAGACACGUCACGAACAGUCGGCUUUCAAUUCAAUCCUAGAUCAAGCUCUCGAGACAUACUACUCCCAGCCCGGCCGGGAGUUGUCUGACCCAAUUGACAAGCAAUUCAUGGAUUCCUUAUGCGCACAGCUGCGUAUGUUUUUCUUUGCUGGAUACGAUUCUACCGCAAGCACAAUGGUUACCAGCUGUUACCUGAUUUGGAAGCAUCCGGAGGUCUUGGCUAAACUCCGCGCUGAACAUGAUGAAGUUUUUGGGCGAAAUAUUGCAGCGUGUCCGGACAUGAUCACCGAGAACCCAUCUGUUCUCAACUCUCUUCCGUAUACCCUCGCCGUAAUAAAAGAGGCGCUACGACUCUUCCCUCCCGCAAACGGCAUUCGAAUGGGAUGUAAGGAUCUGGUCUUGAAAGGUCGCGAUGGCACUGAGUAUCCUACUGAGGGCUGUGCCGUGCAGACGAGUCACUUUAGCGUCCAUCGGAACCCCGACUGUUGGCCGCGACCACUCGAGUUUUUACCCGAGCGAUUUCUCGUAGGACCAGAACACGAACUCUACCCGGAGAAAGGUGCUUGGCGUACCUUCGAGUAUGGCAUUCGAAAUUGUACCGGUCAGGCUUUCGUCUUAAAGGAAGUAAAGGCCUUCCUCGCUAUUAUAUGCAGAGAAUUUAACUUCCAGGAAUGCUAUGACGAGGUCUAUGCCGGAGAGAAGCUGGAUCUGACGACUGUGGACAAUGAGAAAGCAUACCUGAUAGAGCACGGUUCUGCACACCCACGCGGAGAGUUUCCAUGUAGAGUGUCAUUGAGCGGAUACGUCCCUAAGGAAGCCAAUCUCUAG
Daldinia childiae is the source of this 1551-nucleotide messenger RNA. RefSeq lists its product as uncharacterized. Gene Ontology annotation, molecular function: monooxygenase activity; iron ion binding; oxidoreductase activity, acting on paired donors, with incorporation or reduction of molecular oxygen. Lineage: Eukaryota; Fungi; Ascomycota; Sordariomycetes; Xylariales; Hypoxylaceae. Bases 1 to 1551 code for a protein of 516 amino acids. The record is from RefSeq and is a predicted model, not a curated record. The transcript has a single exon.